AUGGAGUUGGGUUUACCCGAUAUAACCGGUACCCUCCACCCCUGGCUCUCAAUCUUCAUCCAACGCCCCCUCGUAACCGCCACAUCCACCUCAUCAGCCCUUCCAUCUACCUCCACCAUCACACCUCCCAACUUCCCCUCCCCAAUCCCCACAACCUGGCUCUGCAUCGCUGUCCCCCUCUCAAACAUAACAACCUACCCCAUCCAACCCGACACCACAAUUCCCCCCUCCCUCCUCGAAUCCACUUUCUCCCACCCCCAACACGGGCUCCCCACUAAAAAACUCGCCCAAACGUCAAGACUACGACUCUCCUUCAAGGAAUACCCAUCUUCGAAUUUUCCACCCGGACACUCUUUCCCCAGCCGGAAAAACCUCUAUCCGAAACACUGCACUCACUGCGGAUUUUCUCUCCAUCGAGUACCCAUCCCUACGAUUCAAGUGAUCCCUAUCUUGUGUUUCCGCUACAGGUAUCCCAGAAUCCGGGAUUGCUACAGCGGGAAGCACAGAAGUAUGCAAAGGCGGUGGGAGUAA
Botrytis sinoallii is the source of this 531-nucleotide messenger RNA. RefSeq lists its product as uncharacterized. Lineage: Eukaryota; Fungi; Ascomycota; Leotiomycetes; Helotiales; Sclerotiniaceae. The record is from RefSeq and is a predicted model, not a curated record. The transcript has 2 exons. The coding region runs from base 1 to 531 and encodes 176 amino acids.